This is a messenger RNA of Colossoma macropomum (tambaqui), 3647 nucleotides long. RefSeq names its product cadherin-22-like. Gene Ontology annotation, biological process: adherens junction organization; calcium-dependent cell-cell adhesion; multicellular organism development. Gene Ontology annotation, molecular function: cadherin binding; calcium ion binding. Lineage: Eukaryota; Metazoa; Chordata; Actinopteri; Characiformes; Serrasalmidae. The record is from RefSeq and is a predicted model, not a curated record. Gene Ontology annotation, cellular component: catenin complex; adherens junction; plasma membrane. The transcript has 11 exons. Bases 573 to 2945 code for a protein of 790 amino acids.
AGCAUUACUGUAAGCCCUGGUUUCAUCUCCAAUGGCAUAGCCCCGCUGGAAUUGCUGAGAUCCAGCCUGAAAGCAACUGAAGCUCACAGCUUUCACUGCUUGGCUAUCUCGAUUUCCAAGCAUGUCCUUGCCUCAUAUCACCUGGUCCAAAACCUGCUCAUCCCAUAGAGACUCAGUAGCAGACGCACAAGCCUGUGGCCUUGGAAACGGUACACCGGAGUGAACUCUACUGCCUGUGACUUCGCUGCAACCUCUUGCAGAACUGCAAGGAAACCAAACAGAGAUAAAAAGAUGAAAACUUCUGGCUAUACUCACCCAGAAUACAGUGUGCAUUCACAAUGAUCUAGCUCCUUCCCUAACUCGCUCACAAAUCUGCUGAGGAACAGCAGCAACCUUUUCAAAAUGGUGAAAUACUGAUUGGAUUUAUAGCUUCCACAAACAGGAAAGAACUUGCUAUCUUGGAUUUUUAUUUUUCUUCCUCAAAAGAAAAAACAAUAUCAAGAGGUGGAAGGAAAAGUUUAUCUCGACUGAAUUAUUCCCUUCGCCCCAUGUAGAAGCUAGAGUUUUCCAAGAUGGCUGCCCACUGGAGAGGAAGGGCGUCAACUCUAGUGGUGACUCUAGGGGUCCUGCACUGCUGGGGGUGGGUGUCCUGUCAUGUUGAAAGGACUAGUGAGAAAAGCCCCAUGUCUCAUGAAAGAGUGAAGAGGGGCUGGGUGUGGAACCAGUUCUUUGUGGUGGAAGAGUACACAGGAACGGAACCGCUCUAUGUUGGAAAGAUCCACUCAGAUUCAGAUGAAGGCGAUGGCUCUAUCAAGUACACCAUAUCUGGAGAAGGAGCGGGGACUAUCUUCAUCAUUGAUGAGGUGACGGGAGACAUUCACGCCACUGAGCGACUGGACCGGGAGGAGAAAGCCUUCUACACGUUACGAGCUCAGGCUCGAGACCGUCUGACCGACGCUCCACUUGAACCUGAGUCAGAGUUCGUUAUAAAGGUCCAGGACAUCAACGACAGCGAACCCAAGUUCUUGGAAGGGCCAUACAUUGGAAGUGUGGCUGAGCUGUCUCCGAUUGGUACGUCGGUAAUGAAAGUGAUGGCUUCGGAUGCUGACGACCCCACCUACGGCAGCAGUGCCAGGAUUGUGUACAGUGUUCUGGAUGGAGAGAAGUUCUUCACAGUUGACAGACAGACUGGAGUGAUUCGAACAGCGGUGGCUGAUCUCGAUCGGGAGACGCAGGACCGUUACGAGCUGGUUGUCAAGGCAACAGACAUGGCAGGCCAAAUGGGCGGUCUCUCUGGCUCCACCACGGUGACCAUAGUGAUCACGGACGUUAAUGACAACCCUCCACGCUUCCCUCAGAAGAUGUAUCAGUUUACCGUUUCGGAAGGAACGGCCGUGGGCACAUCUGUGGGCCGGGUGAUUGCCACGGACGCGGACAUGGGCGAGAACACAGACAUGAGCUACCUGAUCAAAGACGAGGAAGGAGGAGAGCUGUUCAGAGUCUCCACCGAUGGAGACACCCAAGAGGCCGUCAUCACUAUCAAAAAGCCUCUCGACUUUGAGAAGAAGCGGACCCAUAAUGUGGUGGUGGAGGCCGUCAACAAGCAUGUGGACCCCCGUUUCGUGGACCUGGGCUCGUUCCGGGACCAGACCAUUGUAAGGGUCAGCGUUUCGGACACAGACGAGCCCCCAAUUUUCUUCCCACCCACAGGCGCUAUUAUGGAAGUACAAGAGGACGCCAAGCAAGGAGCCCUUGUGGGCAUCGUCACUGCCAAGGACCCAGAUAUGGAUAAUGUUCCUGUGAGAUACUCGAUAGACCGGAGCACAGACCAGGAACAGAUUUUCAACAUUGAUGCUGUGACUGGUGCCAUCACCCUGGGGAAGAUAUUGGACAGGGAAACGGCGGGUUGGCACAACAUCACAGUGACAGCCGUAGAAGCAGAUAACCAGUCCAUGGCUUCCCAGACUGCAGUCAGCAUCCGUAUUCUGGAUGUGAAUGACAACCCGCCUGAGCUGGCCACCCCUUAUGAAACUAAAAUCUGUGAGGAUGCAAAACCUGGCCAGCUCAUUCACACCAUCAGCGUGGUGGACCGGGAUGAACCUCAGUCUGGCCACCGCUUCUAUUUCACACUAGCGCCCGAAGCCUCCAACAACCGCCAUUUCGCACUGUGGGACGUUAAAGACAACACAGCAGGUAUCAGGACCCAGCGUUCAGGUUUUAACCGGCAAGAGCAGAACGUGUACCUGUUGCCUAUUCGGGUGGUGGACAGUGGACCUCCGGCCCUGAGCAGCACUGGGACCUUCACUAUCCGCGUGUGUGGUUGUGACACUGUAGGAAACAUCCAGUCUUGCAACGCCACGGCCUUCGUCAUGUCUGCAGCGCUUAGCCCCGGAGCCCUCAUCGCCUUGCUGGUCUGCAUGCUCAUCCUCAUUGUCCUCGUGCUCCUGAUCCUGACCCUAAAGCGCCACAGAAAGGGCCAGCGUAUGUCUGAGGAUGAGGAGGACAUGCGCGACAACGUCAUCAAGUACAACGACGAAGGCGGGGGCGAGCAGGACACCCAGGCCUACGACAUGAGCGCCUUACGGAGCCUCUAUGACUUUCCCGAGGUGAAAAACUCAGAAUCUGGCGCCGACCUGCGCUCCCUGCCCCAGUGGAUUCAGAACCGGGUGACGGGGGACGGAGGGGCGGCUGACUUCUCCCUCUUCAAAGGCUACAUCCGCAAGAAGGUGGAGCAGGCGGACGCUGACCUGUCGGUGCCACCGUAUGACUCAUUCCAGACAUACGCCUUCGAGGGCAGCAGCUCACCAGCGCUGUCGCUCAGCUCCAUCCGCACACUGUCCACCACCUCAGAGCAGGACUUCUCCUACCUCAGUGAUUGGGGGCCACGCUUUAGGCAGCUGGCAGGUUACUAUGCCCCAGGACAGCCUGAGGAGGAGGGUUCCUAGCACUGCCCUUCAUCCUACACCAUGUUCUCACUAAAGAUGAUUCUUGCUCCAUAGCCCCUGUUGUCCAGUCCUGGAACUGCCACUACCUACCACUGUCCUCCACCAGUGCUCUCCUAAGACGAUCCUUGGAACCCAGUCCGAUGUUAGGGUCCCAAUACCACCCCUUGGACCAUGUAAAAGCCACAAAGGGCUUGCCUGUUGAAAAAGUUCAUGACAAAAGGUGGCAGAGUAGCAAGGAAUGAACAGGCGGCAGCUGAGGAGUUGGGCAAAGCUCCAGUAAGCUGGCACCUGUCAGAGUGGUACAGGACAGCCAGGCUGUGCCAUAUGCACAACCGUCAUUGUUUCCUUUCUAAACAGUCUUCUUUUUUCGUGCGUGUACUUUCCUCGCUCCUUCGGCAGAGACAGACAUAGACUAAAUCACUCACCUGGACAGAACUGGGGAACGUCUUUUACCAAGCCAAGGCAAAUUAUCCCCAGAAAAAAACAUGUAUUUAUUAUCAAAAAAAAUGAAGAUAUUUAUGUAUUUAUUGAUUUGUACUUAUUUAUUUAUUUAUUCAUCCUGGUCAGACAUACAGAACACAGGAAUGGACUUAUUUAUAGAAGAAUACUGAAGUGCACUGAAUGAAUGGGACAUCUCUGAGACCAGUAAAAAAAAGACUUUUAAAUGCAUUGACAGAGAGACCUGGGCCACAGUAAUGAAGA